Molecule: messenger RNA, 1300 nt
Organism: Diachasma alloeum
Lineage: Eukaryota; Metazoa; Arthropoda; Insecta; Hymenoptera; Braconidae
Gene: Fer1HCH
Product: ferritin subunit
Exons: 5
Coding region: 297-944 (215 amino acids)
Biological process (GO): iron ion transport; intracellular iron ion homeostasis
Cellular component (GO): cytoplasm
Molecular function (GO): ferric iron binding; ferrous iron binding
Source: RefSeq, a predicted model, not a curated record
AAAUUCUACAAACCCCAGUUCAUUCUUGUCAAGACCCUUUAUCAUGCUCUAGUGUGUGUUCGUUUUGCGAGAAUACAACAUUUAUUUUUUUUUUCGAGUGGCCAAUGGCUGAGUACUCAAAACGCCUCGCUCAUUGAGAUAUUUGUUGAUUAACGGUUGAGAGAGGACGACCUUCUAUACCAGUGUGUAUAAAGGUUCCUUGGUAGGCGUUCGAGAGAUCCCGAAACCAGGUUUUUUUGGCCAUUUUCUGAAUUCUUUGAGUUUCACUGGACUUGGACUCAUCAAUUAUCGCAAUCAUGAAGUUUCUGGGGGCCUUUAUUUGCGGAAUGCUGUGUGUUUCGGCGGCUGUUGGAGAUGGCUUGAAGUGUACUUUGAAGCCUGCUGAUAUACCAACCGACUGGCUGGACAUGGUGGACCCCUGCAUAAAGAUCAUGGAGCAUCAGGUGCAAACGGAAAUUCAAGCUGCAAUGACUUAUUUGGCAAUGGGUGCCCAUUUUGCGAGAGAUUCAAUUAAUCGUCCAGGCUUCAGCAAGUUCUUCAUCGAAGCAGCAAGUGAAGAGCGUGAACACGCCAUGAAGAUCAUCGAGUACUUGCUGAUGCGUGGUCAGCUCACCACUGACGUCAGCAAGCUCUUGAAAUUCCCACUGAAACCUCCUCGUGAGGAGUGGCCAAAUGCAGUUACUGCACUCAGCGAUGCCCUGAACCUUGAAGCCAAGGUCACCAGCAGCAUCCGAGAGAUAAUCAAGACCUGCGAGACGCCCAAGACCUCUGACUUCAACGACUACCACCUCGUCGAUUACCUCACCGGUGACUUCCUGGAUGAGCAAUACAAGGGCCAACGUGACCUAGCCGGAAAGAUCUCCACCCUCGGCAAGAUGAUGGCCACUCACGGGCCACUGGGUGAAUUCCUCUACGACAAGAAGAUGCUGAAGGAUGAACUCUAGAAUUGUUCACCUCGCAGCAACAAAUUAUCAAGGGAUAACUACCCUAAUCGAUCAUACUUAUUUUUCAAUGUAAAAAACAAAAUUCCACUUAAUGAUUUAUCUUUUUAUAAAUUCAUGAAUCAAUACUCCGAUUGAAUACUUUUCCAGUUUCAAGAUUAGAAUAAAUCUUCGAGUCAAUUACGUUAAUCUUCCUACGAACAAAUUUUUUCAUUAUACGUAGCUGAUAGUUCCAUAGCAUUCUGUAUGAUCAAAUUUAUGAUGUAAUUAUUGUAUCAUUAUAUAAUGUAACCGUUGAACAAUGUGUUGAAUUCAUAAAUAAAUAAUGGCACAAAUAUAUUAUUCGCUUUAUAAAUGAA